Molecule: messenger RNA, 2570 nt
Organism: Archocentrus centrarchus (flier cichlid)
Lineage: Eukaryota; Metazoa; Chordata; Actinopteri; Cichliformes; Cichlidae
Gene: nots
Product: nothepsin
Exons: 9
Coding region: 15-1235 (406 amino acids)
Biological process (GO): proteolysis
Molecular function (GO): aspartic-type endopeptidase activity
Source: RefSeq, a predicted model, not a curated record
UGUCGCAUACAGACAUGUUCAGGCUGCUGCUCCUGCUGUUUUUAACAUGGAUGAGCUCAGCACUGGUCAGCGUCCCUCUGAGACGGACACGUUCAAUUCGUACUCGACUGCGAGCCGACGGCCUGCUAAACGAGUUCCUGAAGGAUCACACCCCCGACAUGAUUAGCCGCCGCUACGCUCAGUGCUUCCCGUCCGGCACGCCGUCGCUGACACUCGGACGCAUCAGUGAGAGGAUCUACAACUUCAUGGAUGCUCAGUUUUAUGGUGAGAUCAGUUUGGGGACUCCAGAGCAGAACUUCUCUGUGAUUUUUGACACCGGCUCAGCUGAUCUCUGGGUGCCAUCAUCCUACUGCGUCAGUGAGGCCUGCGCGAACCACAGGUGCUUCAAGGCAUUCAAAUCAACUUCAUUCAUCCAUGAUGGUCGGAGGUUUGGGAUUCACUAUGGCUCAGGUCACCUGCUGGGAACCAUGGCCAGAGACACACUGAAGAUUGGUGGCCUAACCAUCCCGAAUCAAGAGUUUGGGGAGUCCGUGUACGAACCCAGCGAAGCAUUCCUGUCAGCGAAGUUUGACGGUGUUCUGGGAUUGGCUUACCAAUCCCUUGCAGAGAUUCUUGGAAGCCCUGUUUUUGACAACAUGAUUGAACAGAAGAUAGUGGACCAGCCAGUGUUCUCCUUUUACCUGAGCAGGAAAAAUAGUCACACCAGGCCAGCAGGAGAACUGUUGCUAGGCGGAACAAAUGAGGCACUGUACAUUGGACCAAUCAUAUGGCAUCCUGUCACUGCUAAGGGGUACUGGCAGAUCAGGAUGGACAGUGUGGCCGUGCAGGGUGUGAGCUUGUUUUGUCCUGUUGGAUGUGAGGCCAUUGUUGAUACUGGAACUUCCCUCAUUGCUGGACCGACCAGUGACAUCGUGAGGCUCCAACAGCUGAUUGGAGCAACACCCUCGCACUUCGGAGAGUUUGUUGUCGACUGUGCCAGGUUGUCCAGUCUGCCUCAGGUGACUUUCGUCCUGAAUGGCACAGAGUACACACUAACGAGCGAGCAGUAUAUCAGGAAGGAGAGACUUGGCAAGAAUGAGAUCUGCUUCAGCGGUUUCCAGGCUGUGGACAUUAUUUCCAGCAAAGAGCCUCUGUGGAUUCUGGGAGAUGUAUUUCUGACAGAGUACUACUCCAUCUUUGAUAAAGAGCAUGACCAGGUUGGCUUAGCACGUGCGAGACACCCUCCUGAGCCAUAACCCACUGGCUAACUGUAUGAUCAAUAAAUACUGCACAGCUGAAAAGGAUUUUGUCAUUCUCUGACACAUGAUUACUCUCUCAUCAUCCAAUCUCCAAUUAAAGACAUAUAAUUAUCAGGUAACAGCUGCAUAGCGCCAAGAUGAUACCAUUCACCAUUACUGGUGACCCAAUGAGAAGGUCAACAUUUUAUUUGAAAAAGUACAGUUAUCGGAGAUUUAGCAGCAACAGCAGAGAGUGUACAUUCAUUACUUUGGCUACAUUUACAAAAACAGUGAGUAAACUAAGAAAGAAGAUUUUGUUCUUCUCCCCUGAGUACCAGUGUUUCAGUGAGUGCUGCAGUUCCUGUAAUGGCCACCAGAUGGCAUCCAAGAAGAUUUUACUGAAGUAGAAGGGGAAAGUCCACAGAAACUAUUUUUGCAACAAUGUCAGCAUAACUGGCAAAUUUCACACGUUCGUCUGUGUGUUGGAAGUUAUUCUUCAUGUAGAAAAAUCAUCAUGGCAUGAAGAAGGGUCGGCUUACGGCAUUUUUCUUGAAGAGCAGAUGUUUCAAACAUAUUAGUAGAUUAUCCCCUGAUUAUGUUGAUUAUUAAUCUGUACAGGGAUUCAUUCAAAACAGCAUAUAGUGAGGAACACAGCACAAGUUCUCUGCAUAUUUCUGAAAAAAACAAUGUUUUUGGACAGCAGACAAAUAUGCGGAUGAUUAACUGAGACGUGACUGAUUUCAUCGUUUAACUCUCUGAAGUCUGGGCCAUCACAGGGUCAGAGAGACAUAGUCACCUGGAGCUCUCCUUUCCAUAUUACCCUCCAAAAGACGAAUCAUAUAAGUAAUUUAAGAUUUCUGAUUUUUAGGUUAUCUUAGAGCUACCAUUUUAAAUUUAGGGUUGUCCAUUUAGUACAAAUUAAAGCUAAUUUUGAUCGUUUUAAACCUGAUUUAAGUCCAAGGUAUUUUGGUCAAGUAACUGAGUUUGGACAUUGUGCAUAAAGUAAUUAAAUGAGAAGAACUGCGGUUCUAACUAUCCCAAUAUAUUUUGAAGACACUUUUUUGGAAAAAUGUAAAUUGUUUUUGAUGUGUGUUACUAGCAUGAUUGUUUUUGUCUCUAGAAUGAGGAGACUUGGGAAAACAAUUUAAAACAUAGGGUUAGGAGUAUUUUUGAUGAUAACUUUGACCUCACAGGAUUAAAAUGGCAAUUCAUGCUAGAAGUUUAUCAUGUUUUUCUUUUCUCUAUUGACCAUGGUGGUAACAAUUGGUAAACCCAAAAACCUGGGCUAAAGACAUCCUUUCAGAGGUUAUGCAUUUCGUGUUUUCCAAGAAUUUUUGUUUCAACACAACAAAA